AAAGAUUCCUCUCUGCACCUCGUCGCAGCCAGCAAAUUUCUCCUCCCCCUCUUUCUCCCUUCAUCGUAUUACGGAUUAGACUUUUGGAAAACCUCAGAGCUUCGACUCGUCGUCUCUCACUGCACCCAGCUCCUUACCUUCAGCUCAAUCCCCAGCAACGGCGUGAUCUACGGCUCUGAUUCAAUCUAAAGCCGGCGGCUUCACGUGGAAUUGGAGCACCUGAUCGCGAAAUUUAUAGGGUCUUGGGACAUGACCUUAUGACUGUUCUGAUCUGUUCUGAAGCUAGGAAGUCCUGACCGCCAUUCGUGUCCUUACUUUCCAUGAUCAGAGUUGAACAACUUGUGGUAUGUGCAUCUUUUUGAGGCCGAGGUCAAUUGUGAUGAUGGCACCGUGAGUUGAAGUGCAGGCUCUUCUGUAUCUGAUACAAGAAUCAAGCUCACAUGAUUUCUCUAGGGGAACCUGGGACAGAUAAAAUUGCCUCUGAUAUAGUACCGAAGAAAGAGAGUUCAAAUAGUGAAAUUCAUGCUCCACAUCAAAAUCCUGAUAAUGGGAUCUGUCCCCUGCAAUCAGAUCAUAGAGGAAAUGUUCAGUCUCUAAUACCUGAGAAAUCGUUACAGCUGCCUGAUGGUGUUGGUACUGCAUCUCAAUCAAAUCAAGAAGGAAGUGUUACGUCUUUAACAUCUGAGAAAGCACCACAAACCCCUGAAACCUCUGCCCUUGUCUUGCGAUCUGGUCAAGAAGGAAGCACUCCAUCUACAGCACGAGAGAGAGGGUUAGAGGAUGGUUAUCACUGGAGAAAAUACGGCCAGAAACUUGUUAAGGGAAAUGCAUAUGUAAGAAGUUACUACAGAUGUACGCAUCCAAAAUGUCCAGUGAAGAGGCAAGUGGAGCGCACACAUAAUGGGCAGAUAACAGAUACUGUUUACUUUGGUGAGCAUGGACAUCCUAAAGCUCAAGUUAGCGUCCCUGUAGCUGUUAGUUUUCUCGUGUCCAUUGUCGAAGAAAGACCAGAAGAGCUUUUGUUAACUGGUGUCGAAGGCAAACCAUCGGAUGUGCAUGGCCACACAUCUAACCAGAUUGAGCCAGUGGAUCCCUCUCAGCUAUCAACCGUUGCAGAUAAUGAAGGUGUGCAGAGAGUGCUCUCUCAAUCAAAUAGAACCAGAGAUGGUGAUCCAGACUCAAAAAGACAGAAGAAGGAAAAGCAUAAUGGCAACUCAAUUCCGGUGGAUAAGCCAGCUGGUGAACCGCGUGUUGUUGUUCAGACUAUGAGUGAGGCUGAUAUAGUGAAUGAUGGCUACAGGUGGCGCAAAUAUGGGCAGAAGUUAGUAAAAGGCAAUCCAAAUCCAAGGAGUUACUACAGAUGCUCAAAUCCUGGGUGCCCUGUUAAGAAACAUGUAGAGAGGGCGUCUCAUGAUUCAAAAGUUGUUAUAGCCACAUAUGAGGGGCAACACGAUCAUGAUAUGCCACCCACAAGGACUGUGACCCACAAUGCAGCAGCAUCAAAUGUGAUUACGACGGCCCGUAAUGGUGAGUCUGGCACUACAUCAGAUGGGAAUGCCGUCUGCCAUGAUACUAGCCCAAAACACGAAGAUAAACCAAACAAGCAACUUAAUGUUGAGCCAAGAACUAAAUCAAGUGAUGUUGCUGGCUGUGAUAUGGUCGUUGAUUCUGCUCUGGGUCCUGAAAGAAAAUUAAAUGAGCAAGUGGUUGGCAAAGCAUGUACCACAGAAGAAAGUGAUGCCCCUGAUAUAAUUGUUCCUAGGGCUAAUGAAUUGCAAAAUGGCGAGUCAGGAAUUAAAUCAGAAGGCAACAACGCCUGCAUUGAUACGGUCGUUCACGGCAAUCUGUGUCCAGAAAGUAAUUCACCGGAGCAAAAAAAUCCAAAAGCAGAACCUGUCUAAAGUUAACCUGCAAUGCUGGAUCCACAUUCAUCUAGACCCUAAAUAAUGUAUUAAUGUAUCAGGACCUGCUUGGUGCUAGGGGUAUAUCUUAUUCUUUCAUCCUCUAUUUGUCUUUUCGGGAGAGAGGAUGCCGGUGGGGGAAUGUACUCUUGGUUGGAGGGUAGGAUUUGGUGGAAUGGCAAUGGUGUUCAACUGCAGAUUGGAAGACUAACAAUAGCUGUGUAAAUUAUUUAUAUGGAUUGAAUAAACUCAAAGACGUAGAUUAGACUAAGCAAGUACUCAGUGGCACUUGAUAUCUGAUAGCUGUUUUUGUGCACAAACCCUUGUAGUAUUUGAUUCAAAAUCCUGUAACUUGGAUAUGCUGAAGACCAAACUAGAGUAUGCAUGGUUACUCCAUCAUUUUCAAUUCUCUUUA
This is a messenger RNA of Prunus persica (peach), 2316 nucleotides long. Its product is annotated as WRKY transcription factor 1. Bases 441 to 1901 code for a protein of 486 amino acids. NCBI's taxonomy places the organism in Eukaryota, Viridiplantae, Streptophyta, Magnoliopsida, Rosales, Rosaceae. Gene Ontology annotation, biological process: regulation of DNA-templated transcription. The transcript has 5 exons. Gene Ontology annotation, molecular function: DNA-binding transcription factor activity; sequence-specific DNA binding. The record is from RefSeq and is a predicted model, not a curated record.